Messenger RNA from Symbiodinium pilosum, 1002 nucleotides. NCBI's taxonomy places the organism in Eukaryota, Dinophyceae, Suessiales, Symbiodiniaceae. The record is from the annotation of a GenBank genome assembly.
AUGACGGAAACACAGGUGGAGGUGGAAAUUAGUUACUGUGGCCUAAGCCAUGCAGACGUUCAUAUGCGCGACAACGACUGGGGAGUCUCAGACUUCCCCCUGGUUGUGGGCCAUGAGGGCUAUGGGACCGUUAUCAAGCUGGGAAGUAAAGUCCAGAGCCUCAAAGCAGGCGACCAGGUGGGGAUCGGUUGGAUUCGAGACUCCUGCAGACUCUGUAGUGCUUGUUGCGAAGGUGCGGAAAACCUGUGCGAGACGGGCUACCAAGGCACCUUCCUUGGAAGCUCAGCAGGCCCCUUCGGUAAGGCACCAAGCAAUGAGUUUGGCGGCUGUUUCUCAAGGGUCAUGCGCGUCGAAGAGGCUUUUGCAUUCUUGCUUCCAGCUCAUCUACCGCCAGAACUGGCGUGCACUUUGAUGGGCGCAGGUUGCGCGAUGUACGAGCCCCUGUGCACAUGGGUGAAGCCGGGGUCCAGCGUAGGCAUCGGGAGCCUGGGUGGGCUUGGCACGUUGGGAGUACAGCUGGCCAAGAAGAUGGGUGCAAAGGUCACCGUCUUCAGUCGAGACGCUGCAAAGCGCCAGGCAGCCAUGGAACUCGGGGCAGAUGGCUUCGUGGAUCUUACCAGCUCCCACUCCAUGCUAAGGGCUGAGAACAGCGUGGAUGUCUUCAUAGACACAUGCCCCAGGGACAGUGGUUGCGACUUCCUGAGGCUCUGCAAGAUCAACGGAACCUUGGUGCGAGUCGGGAUCCCUUCUGCUGACCAGGCAGGACUCCAAACAAGCUGGCACCCCUUGAUUUUCACUUCCAAGAAGGUGGCUGGCUCCAUUGCUUGUGGCAGCAUAAGGACGAAGGAGAUGCUUCACCUCGUGUCCAGCAACUUGGAUUUUUUCUGCCGGCCUUCGUCAUGGACAGCUUGCAAGAUCAUGCCGUUCUCAGAAGUGAACGAAGCAAUGAAACAGCUGCAGGAACAGCAGGUUGAAUCGUUCCGCAUUGUUCUGAAGUGGUAG